Ananas comosus (pineapple) is the source of this 996-nucleotide messenger RNA. Its product is annotated as CASP-like protein 5C1. The record is from RefSeq and is a predicted model, not a curated record. Gene Ontology annotation, cellular component: membrane. The coding region runs from base 177 to 764 and encodes 195 amino acids. Lineage: Eukaryota; Viridiplantae; Streptophyta; Magnoliopsida; Poales; Bromeliaceae. The transcript is spliced from 3 exons.
UCAUUGUUCAUUUACCCCCUUCUCCCUCAAAUUAAAUCAAAAAACAAAUCGAUCGAAAAAACCUGAAAAAGAAAAAGGGGGCGCGCUCGAUUUCAUCUCCUAGACCCACCCCCAUACAUGGAAAGGGGACGAAGAGGAUUCGAGAGGAAGCGAUUACUACUAGUACCGCUGCGAGGAUGAUGAUGACGACGAGGAGCUUGUCGUGUGCGAUCGUCGUCGUCGUGUUCAUCGUCGAAUUCGUGGCGGCGAUCUGGUUUCCGCCGCCGCCGCCGCCGCCGCCGCAGCCGCAGCUUCUUGCUCGCGAUCCGAUGGACGACACGCCCGGGGCGGUGGGGACCACCGCGAGCUUGUCGCUGAGGCUGGGCCAAGCGCUCUUCUCCUCCGCGUCCCUCCUCUUCAUGACCGUGGGGGUCGAGUUCUAUAGCUACACCGCGUUUUGCUUUCUAGUAACAAUCAUGGGCUUGGUGAUUCCUUGGAGCUGUACUCUGGCGAUGGUUGACAUGUACUCGAUCUUCGUUGGGUGCCCACUUCGUCUUCCUGGAGUCGUGAUUAUUGUAGUUGUAGGGGACUGGAUCCUAUCGAUACUCUCCCUGGCUGCGGCUUGUUCGACUGCUGGUGUUAUAGAUCUUCUCCUUCGUAUUGGCAGCACAUACUGCUCGCCCAAGUUCUGUGGGAGAUAUCAGUUGUCUGCAGGGAUGGCAUUCUUAUCCUGGUUUCUCACCGCUGCUUCAUCUCUUUUCAACUUAUGGCUUGUGGCUUCCUGAUGAUCAUUAAUAAUCUGGCUUUUCGCUAGCCUAAUUUUGUAGAACUUUCGUAUAUAAUGUUCACAAAUACCAUAUAGUUUUCGACAUAUAUUUGGCAUUCUGUUCAUGUUGUACUGAAAUACUGUUUCUGAUUGGAACUAAUCUGACAUCUAAUAUCUGAUGAUGGAACUGGUCAGCGGAUAGGAAGAAGGAAUUAUGUUAGUGGAAAAGAUUUUGUAGCUCUGUUUGUUUA